Coccidioides immitis RS is the source of this 649-nucleotide messenger RNA. RefSeq lists its product as uncharacterized. The coding region runs from base 1 to 501 and encodes 166 amino acids. Lineage: Eukaryota; Fungi; Ascomycota; Eurotiomycetes; Onygenales; Onygenaceae. The record is from RefSeq and is a predicted model, not a curated record. The transcript has a single exon.
AUGCUGCGACGACAACGGCCGUGGACCCCCCUUUUUUCUUUUUUUUCUUUUUUUUCUUUUUUUUUCUUUUCUCCCUCUCUAUAUCUAUUUUAUUCUCUAUUUGUAUUUCGUUUAACUCUGGGGGUCUUCUUUUUCUUUUCUUUUCUUUUUUCAACUUUCAUUUCUCCCUGCACUGAGGCAAAACUCCCGCUUGGGUCUCGUUCUGUUUUUACAACCAAAACACGGGCGAUUCAACAGCCUCUAGGCGAGGAUUUUGUUCGUGCAAAAUAUAUUUCCCUGUCGUCCUUUAUACUAUCUUCUGUACGGGCUUUCUUCGGAUGUAUAAUUUUUCUUUCCCUCCUUUUCUUUCUUCACAUUAACAGGAUGUCCUCUUCGCUUUUCCUCAGAAUACUAAACGAGAAAACAUGCUCGACCUGGCCUUCAGUCUUCCACGGCACUUGGUUCUUGGUGGACAGUACUUCAACUUACUGCCACCUCUCCAUUUUCAACCCUCGAGAUUAAGGUGUAAAUUUUUGAGUAUUGUUUUCUUUUCGGGAAUAUGUCGCCGGGUUAAACGGAGGAGAAUUAAGGACGACAGGGGAGCAGGCCAGAGCUGUGUAGAUAUCAUUACAGGGAGUUACUGUGUCAGUUUGCAAGGAGGAUGUGUAUA